UGAGCUCACAGCUGAGGCCUAAAUAUAGUGUCUACGUCUGAGACCUUUUCACUAUUCAUGGUAUAGAGACUUCGGUGAUGGUCGAGAAGAUGCUAUAUAAACAUGAUCCUGCUCGGAUCAUACCCCUUCCUCAAUCCCAAUAACUCAGUAAACCCGCAACAGAAGCCAGAAAACAUCUUACUCCACGCACAUCCUUAGGCAUCAUUUUUAUAGAGUCCAUCCUCAACGACCAGAAUGAGAACCGCUUUCCUCUCCGCCCUCUCCCUCCUCACCCUCAGCGCCGCAGCCUUCAAUGUCUCCGUCACCUUCCACGGCGCAACCGAGGACGAGUCUUACUCCCUCCUCUUUCCUACAGACACCACUGCUGUGCAGAUCGACAACCCCAUGAUCGUGUACAGCAUCUCCUCCCCGGGCGGCGGCUUCUGCACCUUUGUGGGGGCGGAAGGCGAGGAUGUGGUAAUCUUUGCCGAGGACGAGGAGACUUUGAUGAUUCCGCAGGCGAUGAAGUGGGGUAGUUGUGAUAACAACUGAGAGCUGGCUGAACAGAGCCAGAACUGCCAGACGGGGCUUUUUUCCCAGGUGACAGAUGCAGGAAUGGGUUGAUUGUCAUAAGCCCUCUUUAUUGUACAAGUCGUGAAGCGAGGAUGAGAAUUUCACACUCCUUUGAUACAAACACUUUAUAGUAGCCAAGAGACAAAUCCCUUUGUUGCCUGAUGAGACUUUCCAGAUUUGCUUAUCUGCCUGCAAUCCUGCAACACUAUGAGUUCUCGAUCAAAGAUAAAGAGUUCAGGGUUCA
This is a messenger RNA of Aspergillus fijiensis CBS 313.89, 796 nucleotides long. RefSeq lists its product as uncharacterized. NCBI's taxonomy places the organism in Eukaryota, Fungi, Ascomycota, Eurotiomycetes, Eurotiales, Aspergillaceae. The coding region runs from base 235 to 531 and encodes 98 amino acids. The transcript has 2 exons. The record is from RefSeq and is a predicted model, not a curated record.